AUCCAUUCUCCGGCAUGUACCCCAACUACCAGCCGGGGAGACACCCGGCUCAGACCCUCACCCUGAACGGCCAGUACCUUCCGCCUGCUUAUGAUUUCUCCGGUUACCAUCACAGCGUGUCGGGGGUCACCGACCCAUCAACGACCACCUGGAACCCUGUUUAUACUCCCCGCGAGGAGAACCCCUACAGCUUCCCGGGUUCGAGCCCCAGCGCGGGGCAGGUGAGCUACACCUCCCCGGAGCUGAGCAACGCCCCCUCAGCCGCAGGAGGAGAGGGGUCCCUCACUCCCUACAGCUUCAUCCCAGGACAGGACCCCUUCAGCUUCCGGAGGAGACCACCUGAGCCCAUCAGACAGACAUUUUCAGUUGGAAAGACACGGACGAAGGACAAAUACAGGGUUGUGUACACCGAUCACCAACGGCUGGAGCUGGAGAAGGAGUUCCAGUGCAACCGCUACAUCACCAUGAGGAGGAAGUCUGACCUGUCAGUUUCUCUAGGACUCUCUGAGAGACAGGUGAAGAUCUGGUUUCAAAACAGACGUGCGAAAGAGAGAAAGAUCAACAGGAAGAAGCUGCAACAUUCCCAACAGGCCUCCACAACGACGCCCACCCCACCUGCUCUUGGUGUACUCACUGAAUCCCAAGUUACCAGCAGCCCCGGCACCAGCAACAUACUGUCGGACAUAAAAUCAGAGGAGUACUAG
Messenger RNA from Cyprinodon variegatus (sheepshead minnow), 704 nucleotides. It is a transcript of the gene cdx1a, whose product is annotated as caudal type homeobox 1. Gene Ontology annotation, biological process: regulation of transcription by RNA polymerase II; embryo development; animal organ morphogenesis. The transcript is spliced from 3 exons. Gene Ontology annotation, cellular component: nucleus. Gene Ontology annotation, molecular function: DNA-binding transcription factor activity, RNA polymerase II-specific; RNA polymerase II transcription regulatory region sequence-specific DNA binding. NCBI's taxonomy places the organism in Eukaryota, Metazoa, Chordata, Actinopteri, Cyprinodontiformes, Cyprinodontidae. Bases 15 to 704 code for a protein of 229 amino acids. The record is from RefSeq and is a predicted model, not a curated record.